Molecule: messenger RNA, 3832 nt
Organism: Anastrepha obliqua
Lineage: Eukaryota; Metazoa; Arthropoda; Insecta; Diptera; Tephritidae
Product: trichohyalin-like
Exons: 2
Coding region: 35-3802 (1255 amino acids)
Source: RefSeq, a predicted model, not a curated record
UCAAACAGUUCUAAGUUGUAUCGGCGCAUCUAAGAUGUUGCCAAAAACCUUCUACUUGUCUCUACUGAUAGGCGCUUUUUGCAUUAUUAGCCAAAUGUCGGCCAGUUGUGGCGAAAGAGAUGAAUAUCACAAGGUUUUACAAGGAGUUGACAGGAACGAAGGUGAAAAAGUGAUGGUAUUGGAUGAUGCGGAAGAAACGGCGCCAAUGCUCAGACAUAGACGGUCUAACAGUUUUAUCUCAAGACAGAAAAAACAUAGGAAACCAUCAAGGAAGCGUAAAAAACCAAAAUCAAAGAAAAAAUACGAAAAACAUAUAUUGCCAAAACAACGAGGUGUACUUCCUAUAGUUCUUCAUAUUAUCAGACAACUGCUGGGAAGUUUUCGCGCAGGAGAUAAAAUUUAUAACCCUCUACAUGUAAUUAAAAAAGGCAGAGAUAAAAAAAUGAUGUGGAUGGAUGGUAAAGAGAAACAUUGGCCAGUGUUCAAACAAAUCGGGCUUAAAAAGUUUAAAUCACGGAAGAAGAAAACUAGAAAGCUCACGACAGAGAGAAAGAAACAAAAAACUAGGAAAAAUAAGGGAAAGUUAAUUCACGUUAAACUAACAAUAUACACAGGGGAAAUCGAAGAACCACCAACUAUACAGGAAUUAUCAACACAACCACAAGGAAUUAUACCAAAAGAAGAAAUAUCAAACGUACAGGAAUCAGAAAACCAGAUGGAAAAAGAAACAUUAACCGUACAGGAGCAUGAAAAAGAGACAGAAGCAAUAAUAAGAACAGAAAAACAAGAAGAAUUAACUGUACAAGAAUCAGAAACCCAUAUAAAAGGAAUAACAAAAAAUGAGGAAGAACAACCACCAACUGUACAGGAAUCAGAAAAAGGAAUAACAGAAACAGCAGAACAAGAACAAUCAACUGCUCCGGACUCUGCAAAUCACAUAGAAGAAAUAAUAAGAAAUGAGGAAGAAGAACUACCAACUGUACAGGCACCAGAAAAACAGAUCGAAGAGGAAGCAUCAGCAGUAGCGAACUUGCAAGAAGAUAAAGGAGGAAUGACUAAAAAAGAAGAGGAAACAUCAACAGUACAGAAACCAGAAAACCACAUGGAAGGCACAACAAGAAAUGAAGAAAAGGAACCAACUGUACAGGAACCGGAAAAAAAGAUAGAAGAAGAAGCAUCACCCGUACCAAAAUCAGUAAUAGACAAAGGAGGUAUAACAAAAACCACAGAACAAACACAAUCAACUGUUUGGGAAUCAGCAAGCCCCAUAGAAGGAAUUACAAGAAGUGAAAAAGAAGAACCAGAAAAACAGAUAGAAGAAGAAGCUUCAACAGUACCGAACUCGGCAGAAGAUACCGAAGAAAUAACAAAAAAUGAGGAAGAAGGGGAACCACCAACUGUACAGGAACCAGAAAACCACGUGAAAGGCACAAAAACAAAUGAGGAACAGGAACCACUAACUGUACAGGAACCAGAAAAGCUGAUGGAGGAAGAAGCAUCAACAGAACCGAACUCGGAAGAAAAUACAGAAGGAAUCACUAAAAAAGAAGAAGAGGAAGCAUCAACAGUACAGCAACCAGAAAAACAGAUGGAAGAAGAGGCAUCAACAGUACCGAACUCGGAAGAAAAUACAGAAGGAAUCACUAAAAAAGAAGAAGAGGAAGCAUCAACAGUACAGGAACCAGAAAACCGCAGAGAAGGCACAACAAGAAAUGAGAAAGAGGAACCACUAACUGUGCAGGAACUAAAAAAACAGAUGGAAGAACAAACAUCAACAGUACUGAACUCGGAAGAAGAUACAGGAGGAGUGACUAAAAAAGAAGAAGAGGAAAUGUCAACAAUAAAGGAACUAGAAAACCAGGUGGAAGGCACAACAAGAAAUGAGGAAGAGGAACCACCAACUGUACAGGAACAAGAAAAACAGAUAGAAGAAGAGGCAUCAACAGUACCGAACUCGGCAGGAGAUACAGAAGGAAUAACAAAAAAAGAAGAACGGGAAAUAUCAACAGUAAAGGAACCAGAAAACCACGUGGAAGACACAACAAGAAAUGAGAAAGAGGAACCACUAACUGUGCAGGAACUAGAAAAACAGAUGGAAGAACAAACAUUAACAGUACCGAACUCGGAAGAAGAUACAGGAGGAGUGACUAAAAAAGAAGAACAGGAAAUGUUAACAGUAAAGGAGCCAGAAAAACAGAUAGAAGAAGAAGCAUCAACAGCACCGAACUCGGACGAAGAUACAGAAGGAAUAACAAAAAAAGGAAAAGAGGCAACAUCGACUGGACAGGAACCAGAAAACCACGCGGAAGGCACAACAAGAAAUGAGGAAGAGGUACCACUAACUGUACAGGAACCAGAAAAACAGAUAGAAGAAGAAGCAUCAACAGUAAAGAACUCGGAAGGAGAUACAGAAGGAAUAACAGAAAAAGGAAAAGAGGCAACCUCAACUGGACAGGAACCAGAAAACCACGUGGAAGGCACAACAAGGAAGGAGGAAGAGGAACCACUAACUGUACAGGAACCAGAAAAACAGAUAGAAGAAGAAGCAUCAACAGUAAAGAACUCGGAAGGAGAUACAGAAGGACUAACAAAAAAAGGACAAAACGAAUCAUCAACAGUACAGGAACCAGGAAACCACGUGGAAGGCACAAGAAGAAAUGAAGAAGAGAAACCACCAACUGUACACGAACCGGAGAAACAGAUGGAAGAAGGGGCAUCAACAGUACCGAACACGGAAGUUAAUACAGAAGGAAUAACAAAAGAAGGAAAAGAGGCCACAUCAACUGGACAGGAACCAGAAAACCACGUGGAAGGCACAACAAGGAAGGAGGAAGAGGAACCACUAACUGUACAGGAACCAGAAAAACAGAUAGAAGAAGAGGCAUCAACAGUACCGAACUCGGAAGAAGAUACAGAAGGAAUAACAGAAAAAGGAGAAGACGAAACAUCAACAGCAAGAAAUGAGGAAGAGGACCCACUAACUGCACAGGAACCAGAAAAACAGAUAGAAGAAGAAGCAUCAACAGUAAAGAACUCGGAAGGAGAUACAGAAGGACUAACAAAAAAAGGACAAGACGAAUCAUCAACAGUACAGGAACCAGAAAACCACGUGGAAGGCACAACAAGAAAUGAGGAAGAGGAAGCACUAACUGUACAGGAACCAGAAAAACAGAUAGAAGAAGAGGCAUCAACAGUACCGAACUCGGAAGAAGAUACAGAAGCAAUAACAAAAGAAGGAAAAGAGGCCACAUCAACUGGACAGGAACCAGAAAACCACGUGGAAGGCACAACAAGGAAGGAGGAAGAGGAAGCACUAACUGUACAGGAACCAGAAAAACAGAUAGAAGAAGAGGCAUCAAAAAUACAGAACACGGAAGUUCAUACAGAAGGAAUAACAGAAAAAGGAGAAGACGAAACAUCAACACCAAGAAAUGAGGAAGAGGACCCACUAACUGCACAGGAACCAGAAAAACGGAUAGAAGAAGGGGCAGCAACAGUACCGAACUCAGAAAAAGAUACAAAAGGAAUGACUAAAACAGAAGAAGAGGAAGCAUCAACUGGACAGGAACCAGAAAAGCACGUAGAAGGACUAGCAGUAAAUGAAGAAAAAGAACCACCAAUUGUACAGAAACCGGAGAAACAGAAAGAUGAAGAAACAUCCACCGUUAUGGUGUCAGAAAAAGACCCGCCACAAAAUGAAACAAGAAUGAUAGAAAAGGAAACUGAAACAAAAACGCUGUGUGAGAAAGUAAAAGCUAUUCCGUUACGGCUGUUUCAAUCAAUCAAAAGAUUAUUCGGUUGAAGUUUAAAAGCCUAUUGAAUCAACGGUAUU